AUGCCCAACCGCUUUCAGGUCGCGUAUAUAGCGUCGUUCACUGCUACAUUCUUCUCUCUCGUUGCUCUCUCACAUUUUGUGAACUCCAAGCUCAAGGAAGCCGGUUAUAACAUCUCUCAUUUGAUCUUAAUCGGUCUUCCGAAGCGGAGAGACCACACAGAGCACGGCGAGGUCGCGUCACUGCAUCCUGUUCCAACACAAAACAUGUCUGUGGCAUUGGGUAGCACAUACAGCCAGUUAUUGGCUCUCGCGCUGGCUGUAGUGACGAGUGCGUUCAUUUAUGUCAAAUUUGGGAAGUCUAAGCGAAAGCCCGUGCUCGACCCACAGGUCUGGCAGGAAUUCUCUCUCAAAGAGAAGAUUAGUAUUUCUCCAAACACUGCAAUCUAUCGUUUUGGUCUUCCUCAACCGGAUGAUAUUCUCGGGCUUCCAAUUGGGCAACAUAUAUCUGUCUCCGCGGAGAUUAAUGGGAAAGACGUCAUGCGAAGCUACACUCCUACUAGCAGUGACGAUGACCGAGGUCACUUUGAUUUGCUCAUAAAGAGUUACGAAAAGGGCAACAUCUCACGUUAUGUGUCGCUCCUUAAACUUGGAGACAAGAUCCGCGUCAAAGGACCCAAAGGCCAGUUCACAUACAGGUCGUCUCAAUGGCGCGUCCUUGGCAUGAUUGCGGGUGGUACCGGCAUCACGCCUAUGCUUCAGAUUAUUCGCGCUGCGCUCAAGAAUCCCAAUGAUACCACCCGUGUAAACCUCAUCUACGCCAACGUCAACUUUGAAGACAUCCUUUUGAAGAAGGAGUUAGAUGAGCUCGCCGAGAAACAUAAGGACCGGUUCAAGGUAUACUAUGUUCUCAAUAACCCUCCAGAUAACUGGGCUGGUGGCGUUGGAUUUGUCUCUAAAGCACAAAUUGAGACCCAUAUGCCAGCGCCUAGCUCUCUGAAUGAUAUCAAGGUCUUGCUGUGUGGACCUCCGCCUAUGAUUGGUGCUAUGAAGAAACAUCUGGACGAGCUAAAGUACCCGGCUCCCCGUACAGUUAGCAAGCUAGACGACCAGCAACAAUACAACCUCAAGGAUGUCCCAGCCCUCCUCCACGUCUUCGGUCUAUCAGUAUGGUCCGCUGUACCUGAGCUCGCGGUCGAAGAACUUGAAUAUCCCGAAGGGUCGGUCGAAAAGAAGACCGUGAAUCUUGUAGAGGGCGAGAACUUCACUCCCGAGUUUUUGCAGAUUAAUCCAAAAGGCACUCUGCCUGUACUACAGGCUGAUGGGCAGGUCUUCACGGACACGACAUCUGUCACUCGCUAUCUUGUCCAAAAUGCUCCUAAAAAGGUCGCCCCGGGUACUGCGUUCAUUGCAAAGGUCCACGAGGACAAAUAUGACCCCAACUUCCCUUUGCUGCUCACGCGUGACGAAAACGAGCUGAAAACGGCUGCAUCCGGUUUCCCCCUCACUUUUGUUCAAAAUCGUCAGAACGCACUGGUGAAGCACUCCAAAACUCAUCAGGCGGCUCCCUUCAAACAAUUUUACGACGACAAGAUUGCAGGCAACGGCGGUGUUCUUUCCAUCUACAAAGGCGAAGCCCCUGACGAUGCCAAGACGGCAUUUAUGAAGCAAUCCCAAGUUCACUGGGAGACUAUUGCCAGCUUCUAUCAAAAUGAGCUGCCGUCAGUCUUACCUGAAAGCGGUUUCCUCGGCGGAGCUACACCAGGAGAAGAUGACUUCCACUUGGCUGCUUGGCUGGCACGUAUUGCCCAUGUCCAGGGCGGAAAUGUUGGCAAAGAUGGGUACAAGGUCAUCGAGAAAGAAACUAAGCAGCCGACGCCGCCCAAGGUAGCGGCGUACUGGGCUGCAUGGAGCGAGAGGCCGAGCUGGAAGAAAGUCUAUGCGAGCGGGUUGCACUGA
Fibroporia radiculosa is the source of this 1896-nucleotide messenger RNA. RefSeq lists its product as uncharacterized. The record is from RefSeq and is a predicted model, not a curated record. NCBI's taxonomy places the organism in Eukaryota, Fungi, Basidiomycota, Agaricomycetes, Polyporales, Fibroporiaceae. The coding region runs from base 1 to 1896 and encodes 631 amino acids. The transcript has 12 exons. Gene Ontology annotation, molecular function: oxidoreductase activity.